ACAAGCGGUAGCUGUGCACGCGGAGAUUAAACGUAAUUGACUCCUGUGAUUGGCUGCAGGCGCACUGAGGAGGGUGUCCGUCGUCAGUCACCAUUUGUACUUAAUUACCAAUCAAAGCGUUGUUACGCGCACCCGGCGCCGUCUGUCUGCCGUCCUUUACGCCGUUAUUACAGUCUCAACAGUUCGACUGCCUUGCUGAGGGUUAGACUCGUAGAUAAGACGGAAAAGAAAGAGCUAGAGUGAACGGUAUGGUUUGGGAUCUUCAUCACCUGCCGCGCGUCAUGGAAUCGGACAGCAAAAGUUUCCAGCCCUGGAGAGACUACAUGGGACUAUCCGACAUCAUCAGAGAGAUCAUGGCUGGGAACAACGCACCUGAACCCGCAACACCAGCACCCUCUGCCCUGCACUCAAACACGGAUGAUGUGUUUAAGACUGAGGUGUCUGUGCGCCUUGACGCAGUUGACCAAAGUGUUGUGGGAGCGGAGUGUGCGACCGGUCUCCUCCAUGAAUCACCACCUCCUGGCUCCUCUGCUCCUCGGCGCCUGUCUGGUGGUUUGAGGUUCGCGCCGAACUUCAGUCGUGUUGAUUCAACAGGUGUGGAUUAUAAACAAGGGCAUGAAGCCACGGGCUCCCGUGCUCUCCUCCAUGAGUCACUACAUCCUGGCUUCUUUGCUCCUCAGCGCCUGCCCGAUGGUAUGAGGCUCGCACCCAACUUCAGUCGUGCUGAUUCAACAGAUGUGGAUUAUAAACAAGGGCCUAAAGCCACGGGCUCCCGGGCCCCCAAAGACCGCAUCAAGACGAGUCGUUUCAAACCACCGGAGCCCCCGGGGUUACCAGCGCUUCCUCCUGAGCGCAUGUUCUGCAGCUUCUGCAAGCACAACGGAGAAUCUGAGUUGGUGUACGGAUCCCACUGGCUGAAGAACCAGGCUGGAGAUGUCUUGUGUCCCUAUCUGCGACAAUACGUGUGUCCUCUCUGUGGAGCCACGGGAGCCAAAGUUCACACCAAGCGCUUCUGUCCAAAGGUGGACAGCGCGUACAGCUCCGUGUACGCCAAGUCCAGACGCUGAGCCAACAGGUGGCGAGUAACAAUAAGACACUGCACAGAGGGCAGAAUCAUUUUAAGUGAUGUUUUCCUUUAGUGGCACUAGAGUGUGUGUGUGUGUUCUGUUUUUGUGUGUGUGUUUUGGUUUGGUUUUCUUUUGCAUGCUUUGGCACGUGUUGCUGUGAGGCCCUCUGUAGUGCUGGUUGUGGUUUGUUUUGCAGCUGGUCCCUUUUUGUUGAUGCGGUAUACUUUGACUGCCUCUGUUUGGAGUUGUUGGAUUUUGAGCCCGAGGAGAUUGAGGAAUUUCAGAGAACGACUGCCAGAUAUUUUGUUUGGGAGGAGAAAAGAGGAAAAAAACAAAACCCACAUCUCAUGAGAAAAUGUAUGCAUGUCUGUUUUUAAAACGUGGCCAUGUGAUGUCCAGUAUAUUUCCUGUCGAUGCAUUGAAGGAUUUCAACACUAAAUCAUAACUUUAUAAAAACCUACAGUCAUCAGUAAUAACUUCACUACCACGUGUACACAUCAUGUGACCAUGUAUGUCAGCAUUUUAAAUUUUUAAUGUGAGUUCUUGUUCUGAGGUGUGCGUACUGUACAUGCCUGUUUGAGGCAUGCUAUUUUAUUUUGAAUAUUGUGCAUGUGGCUUUUCAAAGAAAAAAAGCCGUUUCAGCUCUUUUCGAUUUGUCAAAUUUCUGUGAAUAUGUUUGUAUGUCAAAAGUUAUACAUGUCUGAUGUGACUAAAAAUUCUGUGUUUGUAUCCCUUUUCA
This is a messenger RNA of Solea senegalensis (Senegalese sole), 1806 nucleotides long. RefSeq names its product nanos homolog 3 (gene nanos3). The transcript has a single exon. Gene Ontology annotation, biological process: oogenesis; negative regulation of translation. Lineage: Eukaryota; Metazoa; Chordata; Actinopteri; Pleuronectiformes; Soleidae. Bases 249 to 1067 code for a protein of 272 amino acids. The record is from RefSeq and is a predicted model, not a curated record. Gene Ontology annotation, molecular function: zinc ion binding; mRNA binding. Gene Ontology annotation, cellular component: perinuclear region of cytoplasm.